AGAAAUAUAAUAACGAAUAAGUUUGUUUCAAAAAGGAAAAAAAAAAGAUAUCAAAGUAGCUGUGAACAUGGCUUUGUCUUUAUUUAUUAUUAUCAGUUGGUUCGUAUGUAUAGUUACAUGUUAUUAUGUAAUUCGUCCGAUUUCGAUUUAUUUUAACAAGUUUUUUAUGUAUAUUAUUAAGUUAUAUCACUUGUCAAAAUCUUCCUCGAUUUGAUUCAUUGGCAACAUUAACAAUUGUAAUAUGUUGGUUAAUGUCAAUUCGUUUAAUUUCUUUGACAUCAUUUUCAACAAAAACAUUCUUAAAAUUUCAAUCAUUUUUAUUGAAAACUCUUUGGCUAUGUUUUCCAAUUUUACCUAGAAAAACAGCACAAAAUCAAUGGCCUAUAAUAUUUACUAUAAUAUUAAUCAUAAUUAAAUUAUUAAUAAAUCAUUGGAUAUAUCGAUGGUUUCUGAAAUGUGAAAUGGGAGUUAGUUAUCAAAGAAUUUUUAUGUUUUAUAUAGCUUUAAUAACAAUAUUUUCAUCAUUACGAGAAUUUUGGGGUCGAAGAUACAAUCGAGUUGUUCAUACAGUUCUAAAAGAAUCAAUCUUUGAACCAAUUCGAUUAGAAUUUUCAUCUUCAACCAUUGGAGCAUUGAUAACAUUUAUUAUAAACGGUCUUGUUCAUGCUCAUAUAUGCCUUGUUACUUUUGGUGGUAAAUUAUUAUUUCCAACCUUUAUAUUUUUCCUUUUACAUGGUAUUGCUUGUUCUAUUGAAACAAAAAUGAAAAUUCAACUUCCUAAAUAUGUCGGAUUGAUAAUAACAUUUAUAUUUCUUCUUAUUACAUCACCACUCGUAGUUAAACCAUUUAUAGAUAAAGGAUCUCCAUUUAUAAUGCUUAAUCCUCCACCAUUUAUCAACGUUGGAUGGAUACCAAAAUUACCUCUACCUAAUUUUUGUCCAUGA
Molecule: messenger RNA, 944 nt
Organism: Rotaria sp. Silwood1
Lineage: Eukaryota; Metazoa; Rotifera; Eurotatoria; Philodinida; Philodinidae
Source: the annotation of a GenBank genome assembly